Molecule: messenger RNA, 4268 nt
Organism: Notothenia coriiceps (black rockcod)
Lineage: Eukaryota; Metazoa; Chordata; Actinopteri; Perciformes; Nototheniidae
Gene: wdr6
Product: WD repeat domain 6
Exons: 7
Coding region: 122-4174 (1350 amino acids)
Biological process (GO): tRNA methylation
Cellular component (GO): cytoplasm
Molecular function (GO): protein binding
Source: RefSeq, a predicted model, not a curated record
CCUUGCUUGAUUGGUUUAGAUGCGGCACGGAAGACAGUUCAGAAACGCAUGGGUACUGGAUUGCUGACGGAGAAGGAACCAUUGGUAAUGUGUCUUCGUGAAAGUUAUUAACCAUUUAGAGAUGGAGACAGCAGCCUUGGUAGCUCCAGUCACAGCUCUGGAGUUUCUUCAGGAUGCAUUUCUUCUGACGGGUGAGGGUCCAGUCUUGACGGUGUACAGUCUCAAACAUCGUCCAAAAGCCUGUGCCUCACUGAGUGUGCUCCAAAACUACAGAAUCCACGGAAUAAGACCUAGGAGUCUUGCGGCUGAACGGAGCUCCAUCUUGGGACCCAACUUCUAUGACAUUGUGGUGUUUGGAGGCAAGGCUGUGAGGUUGGUGAGGCUCCAUGUGGAUCUCCAGGAUGGGGAACAUCUGCGUUUGGAGAUUCUGGGUCCCCUCAUGGAGCUCCAGGACUGGGCCCUGGACGUCCGGUGGCUCUCCGGAGACAAACACUCCCUGCUCGGUGUGGCUGUAGCCCACAAUAGUGCGCUUCUCCUGGACAUCAGGACAGGAAAUGCCCUACUUCAGCGCUCCUGUCUGGAGGGCUGUCUUCUGUACUCUGCCCUCCUUCUUGUACAUGAAUCCUGGGAUGAUACCAUCUUAGUGGGAGGGACUGUUUUCAACCAACUUGUCCUCUGGAAGCCUGGAGCAGGAGGAGAUGAAAGUAGCAACUCAAAGCACAAAGCUCCAGUGGAGAGACGUCUGUUAGGCCACAGCGGGGUCAUCUUCAGCAUCUCUUACCUCCAGGAGAAAGGAUGGCUGGCCUCAGCUUCUGACGACCGCAGUGUAAGGGUUUGGGGUGUAGGUGCUUUAGGAGGACCUGGGGGGAAGUGUGGGGACUUGAACCCGUCGUGUUUAAGAGUCCUAUACGGACACCAGGCGAGGGUAUUCUCCGUGCGUCUCUCCCCAGGAAAUGUGUUCAGUGCCGGUGAAGAUGGGGCCUGUUUAGUGUGGGACUGGGCUGGAGAGGGCAAGGUGGCUCGGACGUUGAAGGGACACAAAGCAGGCGGGGUUCGUGCACUCGCAAUCAGUGAGGGAAGAGCAGAUGGAGAGAGAUGGGUUGCUACAGGGGGGGCAGAUGGAGGGGUGAGGUUGUGGAGGGUGGAAGGGAGCGAGGAGGGGAUGGAUACGACGGAGGAGGCAGCGACAGAGAAGCUAACAGACCUGAGAUUUACCGGUCAAGGCUUGCCUAAAGCGGUCUGUAUAGCAGGGGAAGAGGAUACAAAUGCACCAUGGAGUGAGAGCAAGUUUGUGGUUUGCACAGACCACGGAACAGUUUACCAAUACAGCGACGGGCAGUGGGAGAUGGUAUGGCAGGGGACUACUGACUUUCAAUCGUAUUGUGUGAUGGAAACAACAACUGUCAGUGAGAAAAACUCACCAGCAAAAGUUAACUUGUGUGCUGUUGCAAACCUCAGCGGAUCCAUACAUGUCUUCCCCAUCUCUCAUCCUCAGUGUGGGAUUCUCCUUACAGGCGGCUCAGGGAAGAUCCAUAGCCUUAUUUGGCAUGAGGCAAAAGAACAAAUGUAUUUGUUAGCAUCAGGUGCUGAAGGAUUUGUCUCUCGCUGGUGUAUAAAGGUAGAAUUAGAUGAGAACCCUCCCUUGGCUCUCAGUGUGAAACCCCUUCCUCCCUUCCUCCUUCCCUCCUGUGCCAAACGCUGGCUGACAGCUGCAGUGUGCCUCCACUCCUCGUCACAGGGGUUGCUGUGGGUGUGUGGGGACAGGAGAGGGUCCCUGCUUUUGUUUCAGGAAGGAGGAAAGCAGGAGCGAAACAUGAGAGAUGGAAAAAUAAUUGCUGAAAGUUCGCAGACAGGGAGGAAACCAACAGAUGGUGAAGGGGUUGAAGUGGAGGGAAAUGGAAGCGGUGGAGACAUAAAAACUGAAAUGGUGGAGGACAGACACCCAACACUUCACCCACUAAGCUGCCGGUUUGGGGUGCAUGGGAAACAGGGUGUAACUUCAGUGUGUGAGUACCAGGGGCUGCUCUACAGCACGGGCAGGGACGGCUGUGUGAGGGUCUUCAGAGUGAAUCCAACACCACCAGAAAAACCUGAAGAAAAGAGUGUUGAGAACAAAGAUGGACUUCAGCUGCAGGUUCUCCGAGUCCAGCGGGCCUGCAAGGGCAUGGAGUGGCUGGAGAGGAUUCUGAUUCUUGAACCCGACAUUCCUGUGGAAGAGGCAGAGGACGAAGAGAGCUUUAGACCUGAGGAAGAAAGGACGGAGAAUAAGGGAAGAGAAGCCCGGUUUGCUAUAAUUGGCUUUCAUGGUGUCCACUUUGUGGUUUGGGACCCCGUGAGGCUAGAGAGACUGUUUGCAGUGCCUUGUGGUGGGGGGCAUCGCUCCUGGAGUCUCUGGCGGUCCCACAAAGGGGUGUGGCCCGGAUACGGAGCUCUGGUCUUCAUCAAGCAGGGGGCUGUCAUGACAUCACAGACACCAGGAGAGGCACUGAGCAUAGGUGGAAAAGCCGGAGGGUGGGGCCUGAGAGAGGGUGUCCAUGGGAGGGGGAUUGGAUGUAUGUGCAGACUUGGGAUGAUAAGGGGAAUCAAGAAUGAGAAUCAAACUGAAAGUCCUGGAGAUUUGGCAGAAACUGAGGGAAUGGAUGAACUCAAAGAGGGAGGGCAUUGGGAGAUAGUGGUGACGGGAGGAGAGGACACUAGCUUAACCGUCAUUGCAAUUCAGCCCCGCUCUGGCAGCAUUAAAGUUCUCUCAGUUAUCACCGACCACAUCUCAAGCAUUCGCACGGUGACAGCGGUAACGCGUCAGGAGGCGGGGGGUGAGAGCCAGAAACAGUCCCUCUCUGCCCUGCUGGUGUCAGCGGGGGGGAGAGCUCAGAUGCAGUGUUACCGGCUGUCGGUCGGCUGGGACCAGCAGAGACUGGCUCCCUCCUGUCAGGUGAUCCAGGUGGCCAGUCACCGAUUGGACGAACAAUGGGAGAAGAGGCGGAACCGGCACAAGACGGUGAAAAUGGACCCAGAAACCAGGUACAUGUCUGUGGAGGUGGUGGAGGAGAAGCCAGACGGUGUUCUCCUGGCUAUGGCCUGCAGCGACGGAGCACUCAGAUUGUUCUCGGUCAGUGAAGGCUCACAUCAGAUUGAUUUGUUGUGGGAGACGUUUUACCACCAGCGCUGUGUGCUCAGUGUUGCUGCCUGCAGCCUGGAGGAUGGAGAAGGCCACAGGUAUAGGCUGCUGUUCAGCGCUGCAACAGAUGGCAGAAUUGCAGUGUGGGAUUUGACAGAUGCUUCUUUCUUAUCGACCGGUACUCAGCCAAUCCCCUGCCUCCACAUCCACGCCCACCAGAGCGGCAUCAACUCAUUGGCUGUUUGGACAGAGCAACCGGGACUAAACGAGGGCGGUUGCCUGGUAACGGUUGCUAGCGGAGGGGAUGAUGGGCAGCUGACAGUGUCCACAAUAAGGGUGCACUACCCAGAAGACAGAAAGUUUGGGGGCAGCAGAGGGUCCUCUCAGAUUUCAGAGGCCCUGAGCCCCCCAACCCAGCUUCAUCUUGAACUUCACUCCCAGUCCCACUCCCCGCUGGCUCACGCUGCCCCCCUGACCGCCCUGAAGCUCCUGAGCCCUGGCCUCCUGGUCUCCACCUCUGCAGAUCAGAGGGUUUGCCUGUGGAGGGUCUGCAGUACCGGGAUCAGCCACAUUGGGGCGCUGUGCUCCCACGUUGCAGAUGCUGCAGGACUGGCAGUGUGGGAAGGGCAGCUGAGAGAGGAGGAGGAGGAGGGGGAUAAAGAGAUGAAAACAAGCUUUGAGUCUGAGCAGGAGAUUUCAGUUUGGAGAGGGAGUCAGAUAGGAUUCAAAAAGACAGCGGCACAUUUCAGUAAUGAGGAAACAGCUAGUGAGUCUGAGGGUGGAGGAGCCGUUGAAGCAGAGAGUGAGACGGGUCUCCUGGUGUGUCAAACCAGUGAGGAGAAGGCAGGUGAGACAGCUAGUGAAUGUAGUGAUCAAGCAGAGACUGACAGGGUUAGUCAGGGAAACACUGAGAGAGGUUUCAGGAGGGAGAAGACGGGAUGGGUGCUGCUCUGCGGACAGGGCUUCCAGCUGCUACGAGUCCCAAAGACAGAGAGCGCACAAAGCCAAAAGGAGAGUCACAGAGUUAAAGUGACUUUACAAGGAAAGUCCAUAUAAGUGCAAUCAAAAGAUAAGGGUGGUCAAAACAAUGACUUGUAAUAUUAGAUUCAAUUUACUAUGUAAAUUACAUUUUUAAUAAAGUCUAUUUAGA